AUGGGUAUAAUCAAGACCGCAAUGAUUGCCGGUGUCAGCAUCUACGCCGUGAACAAGAUCACUAAAACUGCUGAAAACCGUCGCACAAAUCCCGCGCCAGUUGCCGCACAGGACGACAACACGCGCCAACAAUACCUCGACGCACCUCCGUGUUACUAUCCAGAUCCGUACCAGCAAGGACAAGCAAAACAGCAACAACACUAUCAGCCGCAAGAAAAGGUCUUGCCAAUGGAAUUCACCGAGCGGCGAGGCUCACACCAGCAGCAACAGAGCCAACGACAGGUACUGGUGACCGAUAACAACGCUCACGCUCCCUUACCCUCGGGGUAUAACAACCAGGGUCAAUACAAUUACGAGUUGGACCGACGAGCUGCACCGGCCCCUGCGAGCAUGUACGCUGGGAGCGCACAGCCGUCAGACUACCAGAACUGGCGCCAACAGCGCCAACAGGGCUUCGUGGAGCCAGACGAGGUGUCCAACUCACACUCCGACGCACCGAGCAGAGGCGGGAAUGCCGCGGGUACGGGGCUGUUCAAUACACUGGCUCAGCAGGCCAUGAACAUAAAGGAUGGCAAGGGGAAGGAUCUUGUUGGUAAAUUCCUCUCCAGAUGA
This is a messenger RNA of Cladophialophora bantiana CBS 173.52, 612 nucleotides long. RefSeq lists its product as uncharacterized. Bases 1 to 612 code for a protein of 203 amino acids. The transcript has a single exon. The record is from RefSeq and is a predicted model, not a curated record. NCBI's taxonomy places the organism in Eukaryota, Fungi, Ascomycota, Eurotiomycetes, Chaetothyriales, Herpotrichiellaceae.